GGAGUUCUCCCGGCAUGCUCGGCGGGGUUAAUGGCGGCGCUCAGUGUGUGGCGAUGAGGAGCUCGGUGUGGAGCCUGCAGCUUUCUCCCAUGUUCCUGAGUUAGUGCCGAGCGGAGAGGAGCGGCUCCUUGGCCGGGAUAGCGGCCAUGCAGCACUUCCUCAGCCUGGUUUUACUAUGCCUUUGCCGGCCGGGCUGUGGCGAACAGCGGGAUGAUGUUUACAUCUUUGAUACCUGGAACUCCUUGAAAACUUGUGCGUUGUCAUUGUGGCAUGUUAGACAUUACAUCUAUUCGACAAUUGUUGUUGCCAUAGGAGUUUGGGCAACUGUUGAGUAUUUGAGUAAAAACCACAACAAGCAGAAAAAUGAGGACAACAUCGCACCAAACGAGGCUGAUGAAGUUAUUCAAAAUGGACACUUAGUCCAAGAAGUAAAGGAAGUUCACAUUGCUGGGGUGAAGAUUUUCUUUGGCUCUCAGACUGGUACUGCUAAGAGGUUUGCCGCAAUUCUUGCAGAGUCUGUACAAAAACUUGGAUUACCUGUGGAAGUUAUUGAUCUGAAGGAAUAUGAUCCAGAUGAAAACCUGGUGGAAGAGGUCUACAGUAAAACUAUCUGUGCAUUCAUGAUUUCCACAUACACUGAUGGAAAACCAAAUGAAAGUGCUGCCUGGUUUUGUAAGUGGUUGGAAGAUGCAACACAUGACUUCAGAUAUGGCAAAACCUAUCUUAAAGGUUUGAGAUAUGCAGUGUUUGGCUUGGGCAACUCUCUUUAUGAAAAUCACUACAACACUGUCGGCAAGAAUAUUGACAUGUGGCUGUGGAUGCUGAGUGCCAGUCGUAUUAUGACUCGAGGAGAAGGUGACUGCAAUGUAGUGAAGAGCAAACAUGGCAGUAUUGAAGCUGACUUUGAUGAUUGGCAAGCUACGUUCUUGAGCAGAGUACAAGCACUCUGCAAAGAGGAAAACAAGGAGUGUAGUGGUAGCUGCCAAAAGGGGAAAUGCAAGACCAACGACCAGAAGCAUAACAAAGAAUUCAGUCAGAAUGAAGAAGUGCCAGAAAAAAUGAAAGAUCACAGUAGUGAAGAGGAAGAACUGUUUGAAACAACGAGUGAAGAAGGAUCUGGAGUGGAAGAUGAAACUGAAUCAUCUGUCCUUGAUGUAGAGGAUCUGGGCAAUGUUAUGAACAAUAUGAAAGAAGCAAAGCAGGAGAGGGAAGCUGUCAAAAAAGUAAAACAAAAAACAUCGAAGCGUGCCGUUGGAAAAAAUGAAGGUGCAGAACCAAGAGAAAUGAUUACUCCAGCACUAAAGAACGCACUUACAAAGCAAGGAUACCGCCUGAUCGGAAGUCACUCAGGUGUGAAACUGUGCAGAUGGACCAAGUCCAUGCUCCGAGGCAGAGGCGGUUGUUACAAACACACUUUCUAUGGCAUUGAAAGCCAUCGCUGUAUGGAGGCCACUCCUAGUCUAGCCUGUGCCAAUAAAUGUGUCUUUUGCUGGCGACAUCAUACGAAUCCAGUUGGAACUGAAUGGCGCUGGAAAAUGGAUGAAGCAGAUAUGAUCUUAAAAGAAGCAAUCGAGAACCAUCAGAACCUGAUAAAACAGUUCAAAGGUGUACCUGGAGUAAAGGCUGACCGUUUUGCAGAGGGAAUGAAGGUGAAACACUGUGCAUUGUCAUUGGUAGGAGAACCAAUCAUGUACCCCAAAAUCAAUGAAUUAGUGAAACUGUUACACCAUAAUGAAAUCUCCACUUUCCUUGUAACAAAUGCACAGUUCCCAGAGGAAAUCAGAAAACUUGAACCAGUUACUCAGCUUUAUGUCAGUGUGGAUGCAAGUACUAAGGAUAGUCUGAAGAAAAUUGAUCGCCCCCUUUUUAAGGACUUUUGGCCACGAUUUCUUGAAUCCCUGAAGGCCUUGGCAGACAAGAAACAACGCACUGUAUAUAGACUAACUCUGGUAAAAGCCUGGAAUGUGGAUGAACUUCGAUCUUAUGCUGACCUGAUUGAGAUUGGGAAGCCUGACUUCAUUGAAGUUAAAGGAGUGACAUAUUGUGGUGAAAGCUCAGCGAGUAAUCUGACUAUGGCUAAUGUUCCAUGGCACGAUGAGGUUGUAUAUUUUGUCCAGCAGCUGGCUGAUCUUCUCAUAGAUUAUGAAAUUGCUUGUGAACAUGAGCAUUCAAACUGCCUUCUUAUAGCACACAAAAAGUUUAAAGUAAAUGGAGAAUGGUGGACUUGGAUAGACUAUGACCACUUUCAUCACCUUGUCAAAGAAUAUCAGGAGAACAAUGGCAGCAAGAUGUUCUGUGCAGAAGAUUACAUUGCAAAGACACCACCUUGGGCACUCUUUGGAGCUAAGCAGAGGGGGUUUGAUCCUGUUGAUACUCGCUUCUUAAGGAAAAGAAAGAAGGACAUCUCUGGCUGUUAAGACUAUUUGAUUGAAUAUUAUGCAUCAUUUGUAUUGUUCCUUAGAAUAGCUGUUUAUUAGUGAUUUAACUCAUGUAAAUUGAAAAAUUUACCAAAGAUACAUAUGCAGAAUAGGAACUGACAUGCAUCCCAGGAAAAUGGUAUGUCGUAUCCAUGCCCCACAAGCUGUCAACUGACAAAAGUAAAUGGCAACAUAAUCUGUAUAACUGUCUAAAGCCUGUAUAUGUUACUGUCAUUAUUUUCAUUUUAUUUUAUAUUCAGUUUUCCCAUUUGUUGACAGAUCCCCACAAACCUAUCUUCAUCUGAGUUAGUUACCUGUGCCAUUUUCUUUUUGUACUAUUCACCUCCAACACAGCUAGUGAACCUAGUCAGGAUUGGAACAGCAGUAUUUGACUUUCCUCUAUAUUCACUCAUUUGAUGGUAAUAUAUUUGUAUGUCAGGCAGUGCUGAAACCUGAGUCUGUGGAAUAUUUAUCAUCAUCUCAUGCAGUGUGUUGUUUGAUUUCCUGCUUUUCCCUAUAUCAGCCAGCCAAAUGGCCAAGUCUGACCCACAAUAUUUUCCAUGGCUAGUGUGUCUCCAUCUUGUGAAGGUCAUGGCCCAGACCAGAACAAACUGACGUUCUGAAAAGUACCCCCAAUGCUUAAAUCUGAUUUUUGAUUGUGCCCCUUAUAACAUUCACCUUUACUGUCAGGAAUUUUCUCUUCACAGUUAGCUUCAGUAAGAAUUUGAAUUGUUACUAUUGUCCGAAAUGACCUGUUUCUUUUUCUAGUUAAAUUUUGAACUUUAUGGUUGUAAUAACGUGGAUACAGAAUGUGAUAAUAAAUUCUGUUAUAAUUUCCA
Chiloscyllium plagiosum (whitespotted bambooshark) is the source of this 3256-nucleotide messenger RNA. RefSeq names its product tRNA-yW synthesizing protein 1 homolog (S. cerevisiae) (gene tyw1). The record is from RefSeq and is a predicted model, not a curated record. Gene Ontology annotation, molecular function: catalytic activity; FMN binding; 4 iron, 4 sulfur cluster binding. NCBI's taxonomy places the organism in Eukaryota, Metazoa, Chordata, Chondrichthyes, Orectolobiformes, Hemiscylliidae. Gene Ontology annotation, biological process: wybutosine biosynthetic process.